Messenger RNA from Emys orbicularis (European pond turtle), 4896 nucleotides. RefSeq names its product adenylate cyclase 10 (gene ADCY10). Lineage: Eukaryota; Metazoa; Chordata; Testudines; Emydidae. The transcript has 32 exons. Gene Ontology annotation, biological process: cyclic nucleotide biosynthetic process; intracellular signal transduction. The record is from RefSeq and is a predicted model, not a curated record. The coding region runs from base 1 to 4896 and encodes 1631 amino acids. Gene Ontology annotation, molecular function: protein binding; adenylate cyclase activity. Gene Ontology annotation, cellular component: cytoplasm.
AUGGAGCAAAGAAAGCCAAGUGACAGCACUACAAUUGGGAAAGUAGCAGCUCAUGUCCCCGAUCUCAUCGUAUAUGGUGAUUUCUCCCAGGAGGUGCCUUUCAUUGAGAGUUUUGAUGGAGUAUUGCUUUUUGCAGACAUUUCAGGUUUUACUGCACUGACGGAGAAGUUUAGCAUGGACACCAGUCUGGACCGUGGCGUUGAACAGCUAACGCAGGCCCUCAAUCAUUACGUAGGGGAUAUUGUGGAAGAGGUGCUGAUUUAUGGAGGCGAUAUCUUGAACUUUGCAGGGGAUGCACUGCUAGCACUGUGGAAAGUGCAACGAAGCCAGCUGAGCGAUAUCAUUACACUGGCGCUGAAAUGUAGCCUGAGGAUCCAGAAAGAGUAUGGGGUUCGUGAAACUGAAGUGGGUCUGAAGCUCCGAGUGAAGAUAGGGCUAUCUGCAGGUCACAUCUCCAAAGUUGUUGUUGGAGACAAUAAGCACCAAUAUUUUCUGGUAAUUGGCCGAGCAGUGGAUGAAGUUCGGUUGGCCCAAAACCUAGCAAAAGCAAGCGAGGUUAUUCUAUCGCCGAACUGCUGGGAACUCUGUAACAGGAACAUGAUAGAAAUAGAAAGAAUUAAAGAUCAAAGAGCUAUGAAGGCUAAAUACAUAAAGAACAUCUCUGAGAUUGAGUUCGACAAGUUCUUCUGGAAAUGUACUGAAUACCUACAGCACUACCCCACGGGUGAAAGUAACAGUAUCCUCAGAGCAACCUCCACAUUGUCUCCUAAUGAUGAGCUGGAGAAGUCCCUCAGGAAGUAUGUGAUGAGAAACAUUCUGAAGAAGAUUGACGACAACCAACCUCUAGAAUAUUUAUCUGAGCUUCGGCCGGUCACAAUUGUCUUUGUGAACCUGCAGUUUGACGAAAGCGCCAAUACCUUGCAUCUGUGCAAGGCCAUCCACGAUGCCAAUGUGAAGAUCUCAAACAUCAUCCACGUCUUCAGUGGCAAAAUCAACAAAGUCUUUAUGUUUGACAAAGGCUGCACAUUCCUGUGUGUGUUCGGGCUCCCUGGGGAUAAGAAGGCUGACGAGAGCACCCACGCCUUGGACAGCGCAUUUAAAAUCUUCAACUUCUGUUCUGAGAUGCUCAUGAAAAUAAAGCUAGUUUCCAUCGGGGUUACCAGUGGGCCAGUGUUCUGCGGAGUAGUUGGCCAUCGUGUAAGGCACGAAUACACAGUCAUUGGCCAGAAGGUGAAUCUCGCUGCCCGGAUGAUGAUGUAUUAUCCGGGGUUAGUGUCCUGUGAUGCAGUGACCUACGCCAACUCCAGGCUGCCUCAUUACUUCUUUGAAGAGCUCCCCCAGACUGAGAUGAAAGGAGUUGUGAAUCCCGGCAUGGUCUAUCAUUAUCUUGGCAUCAUUGACAUAACAAAGAUUGGCACAGCGUAUCUCACCAAGGAGAGGUCUGAGUAUUACCACUUACUGGGUCGGGAAAAAGAGCUUGAAAUCUAUGACACUUUAUUGAAAGGAUUUGUGGGGUCUACAGAAGGCCGCGUCAUAAUGUAUGAAGGCCUUAUGGGCUCUGGAAAGAGCCAGUUACUUGCUGAAAUUGCCUACUUAGGCCAGGAGGCUGGCCACAAGGUUGUUGCUAUGGAGCUGACGAAGGUAAAUGUGCAGCAGAAUUUUUUUGCCAUCCAGACACUCAUGGCCGUGUUUCUGGGGAUUGAUGCCUGUAAAUCUUACGUUGCAAGAGAGCGCAUCCUCCAAGGCAAACUCCAAGGUGUGGUAGAAGAGUCCUACUAUUGCCUCCUGAAUAACAUCUUUCGUGUUCAGGUAGUGGAGAAAGACAUUCUCAUUUUUGUCAUUGACGAAGCCCACUUCAUUGAUCCUGCAUCAUGGGAAUUUCUGGACAACUUGCUCUCCAACAUCCCAGUGUUUAUGGUCAUGUCUCUAUCUCCUCCCAGCCGCCAAGCAUGGCUGCCUUGUGUCUCUGCUGCAAACAUCAUUAAGAGCACAAAGACCACCUAUGUUCAGCUGCGGGAGCUAAAGCCCUCUGUGAUCCUGCAAAAAGCCUGCCAGGACCUUGGGGUGGUCAGCAUCCCCCGGGAGCUAGAAACGUUCUUGAUACAGAGAAGCCAUGGAAUUCCAUUUUACUGCGAGGAGUUGCUGCGGAACCUCCAUUUAAAGAACAUGCUCAUGUUCCAUCUGUGGGAGGAGGAGGAAGAAGUAGAUUAUGAGUGGGAGGGCCUUUUCACCAAUGCCAUCAAGGUCAUCCCCUACAAAACGGAAUCGCUUUCCAGCUCAGACAAUGAAUUGUACAUUUGCACCAUUCGCCAGAAUGUUAAGUUGCAAAAUAUUAUGCUGCCCCCUACCUUAAAAGGCAUUGCACUGGCUGUGUUAGACAACAUGAGCCCUUCGGAACAGAUGGUAGUGAAGUGUGCGGCUAUCAUCGGGCUGACUUUCACGACUGAUCUGCUGCUCCACAUCCUUCCCGAAUGGACCAAGAGGAAGAUGAAUGAGACGCUUGCAGCCCUGGUGGAUUCCCACAUCUUCAAGUGUUUUAAUAAAAGAAAGGACUCCCAGAAUGUACAAUCACAGGAUAUGCCCUCCACAGAGUUACUUGUUUGCCCCAGGACGGUGAGACCAAUUGGACAAGAGUCAGGUAUCUGCUCUUCUGUUUAUAACCUAAUCAAGCAAGAGCAGCUGGUGAUACAAUGCGGCGUCAUGGCGUUUUGCAUGCCACUGCUGCAGGAAGCGGCCUACGAGAUCUGGCUGAAGAGCCAGAAGGAAGCCUUACAUCUCAAAUGUGUGAGCUAUCUAGAAGGGCAGGCUCACAAAUGCAGAUGCUGCGGAGAAGGGGACUUCAUUUCAUUUCACCGCCACACCGUGGAAAUGAUGCUGGAGAGCCUCGAGUCUCAGGAAAACAUUUCUGAGCAGCACAAGGAAUACCCAUUCAGCGAAGCAGCCUCACUGAUCAUUUACACAACCCUGAAAAGGCUUCAGGGUCCCUCAUUUGAAGACAUCACUACUUCUACUUUCUCCAAGAAGUUGGAGUUAUUACUUCCACAAGACAUUGAGAAAGAGACUGUAAAGGCACUAACGAAACACAAGAUGUUGCCAGAGGAAAAUCUUAAAGCUGAAGAGAUAGAGAAGGAGUUUCUGGAAAGGCUGGACGAGAUCAUUCAGCAGUCUGACAGGGGUCAGGAGAAGAUCAGGCGCUUGGGAUCCUGCGAAUGUGAAGAGAUCGUGGAGUCUGUCUUUGUGCCCCUGGCCUGGCACUGCAUGGCGAUGGGAGAAUACGCCAGAGCCUUGUAUUACUUGUUGGAGUGUGCAGCGGCUUACUUACAUCUGUCAAACAACUACAUGGCCUUUGGCAAUUUGAAUACAGCAGAGAAUCUGAUCAAAUCGGUGGACUUCAGAGCAACUGUAAUUAACCAGUUUGAGGAAGCUACCUUCUACAGCCUGAAGGGUGAGGUCUGUUAUAACAUGGGCCAAAUGAAUUUGGCAAAGAAAUUUAUCAGGAAGGCUUUGAUUUUAUUAAACAGAAGAUUCCCAUUUACCUUGAUUGAAGUCUUUUUUAAGACUCUGAUGGAAGUGUCAAAGCACACGUCUCACCAGAAGAAGCAGCAAUUCUUAUAUAGUCACAGUAAAAGGGAGAAGAAAUUAGCUUUCCUGUACCAGCAGGGCCACUGCCUUUCCUUAUUGUGGCAACUUUUAAGCCUGGACACUGCUACAAACAGCAAGAAGUUCUGUCGCUUGGCAGCACUCAUGAAGGUGAACUCAGCAGAGGAAUCGGGUGAUGAGAGCCAGAUCAUUUCAUCCUAUAUGGAAUUCUCACUUUGCUGCCAGAUGAUGGGUUACCAAGAUGAAUGGAUGAAAUAUGAGCUGAUGGCCAUCCAGCGUAGCUCUCACCUCCAGGUUAUCGGAGGAGGGCUAUUAACAACAGUUAAAUUAGCACAGUCAUUGGCCUAUAUGAAGCUCUGCUUGGGUAACCUGCCCCUAUCUAUUCAGUUAGGCUAUCGAGCCCAUGAAAUGUGUGUGCGUCUGAAGAAACCGAAGCUGGACUAUCUGGUUCUCUGCAUGCUCUUCAAAGCUCUCUUUCUGAGCAUCAGGUACCAAGAUUGUGUGCGAGUACUGAGCUGGCUGGAGGAGUUGGUUGUUGAGGAGGAGAGAAUCAUUGGGAUGGCUUGUUUCUUUUCUUACUGUUUAGAACUCUUGCUUUAUGCUGGAUUUUCAUUUAAGUCAUUUAAAGAGUGCCUGGAAUUCAUACAACGCAAUGAAACAAACUGCAUCCUUAUGUCUCAGAACAGCAUCAUGUUGGGGCUGUAUUCAUCCCUGGCCAUUUGGUUUGCCAGACUUCACCAGUGGGGCAACUUCAAGGAGCCUUUUGAAAAGGCCAGAAGGUUGCUGAGGAGAACUAGCGCCUCAUUCUUUGCUACCAGUGGAUUUUGUAGAUUCUUGGAGUGUGAGAUCCUUAUGCUACGGAAACACAUUGAGGAAAAGCCUAAAUUGGUCCGGGAGACUCGUACUAAGACGCUAAAGGACUUGGACCAGGUUCUCUCUCGAUGCUCCACAAGCCCUAUCUAUUACCCUAGGGUUUACCACCUGAAAGCCUAUAUCCUCCUGAUGUUGGGCAAUGAAGAACAGAGCCAAAUCUACCUAUCCCAAGCAUUCCAACUCUGUGACAUAUAUGGAAACCUCCUGGAGAAAUCCUGGCUGGAGAUCAGCGAUGAGUGGUGGUUCACUGCAAAAGGCCCCAUGGAAGACUUAUGGCUGAAGGCCGCACCAGAUUUUCCCAAGUGGGAAAAAGGAAUGACAGAGAGAGACUUUCCAGAGAUCCAUAAAACCAAGUACUUGCUGCGGGUGCCAGCAUUGGAUAUUAACAAUCCUUUCCCAGAACCUGAGAUCCCCGAUGUCUGA